GUAGAAGGUCUUCAGUUGGCUUGGAACCUUGGAUGUCGUCGUGUUCGUGUUGAGCUAGACUCGAGUUGUACUAUCCAGCUGCUUGAGAGCAGGAGCACGGACACCCAUCAUCAUACGACCGUUGUGGCCCGUUAUCAGGAACUUAUGCGCCAAGGUUGGGAAGUUACCACCUCCCAUAUUUAUCGUGAAACCAACAAAUGUGCUGAUUACUUAGCUAGCCAUGGGCAUUCGUUGUCGCCGGGUGUACAUGUCAUGACUCGUUCGGUUCCUCUUUUGUAUAACUUUCUCAUGUAUGACUCUCAGGGGCUCUCUGAACCUCGUUUGGUUUUGAAUGAAAGCUAG
Molecule: messenger RNA, 342 nt
Organism: Linum tenue
Lineage: Eukaryota; Viridiplantae; Streptophyta; Magnoliopsida; Malpighiales; Linaceae
Source: the annotation of a GenBank genome assembly